AUGGAUGACGACUCGUUCCCUGAAUGGCUACGACCCCCUGAUACGCGUGCACGGCGAAGCCCUCGCGACCCGUUACUAACGCCCCCCGACUCUCCGCGCAAGAGAGUGCGCAAAUUACGAGAUUCAGAAGACACUGAUGGCGAAAUGACGAUUGAGUCAUACUCAUAUCGAACAAACCCAUACAGAUCCUCGACGAUCCCGAAUCCCCCGCCUUAUCCUGUUAACAUCACAGAGGUUUCAGAUGAGAACUUCCAACCCCACUAUACGCGGAUUGAAGAGAUAUUAUACCAGCAUGGAUUUCCAAACAUCCAUAAUUUAGUAGAAGGAGACAUCGUCAACUACAGUAAAGGGAGGUUCCAAGUCGCGAAGAUGUCAAAGCCGAACUAUCCUGGUGGCGAGACUCCUAGGAAUGUCUUUCUGAUACUAUUCUUUGAUGGCGGACUCCCGAAAUAG
Messenger RNA from Talaromyces rugulosus, 453 nucleotides. RefSeq lists its product as uncharacterized. The transcript has a single exon. The record is from RefSeq and is a predicted model, not a curated record. Lineage: Eukaryota; Fungi; Ascomycota; Eurotiomycetes; Eurotiales; Trichocomaceae. Bases 1 to 453 code for a protein of 150 amino acids.